UAUUAAAAUCCGUCUGCAGAUUAAAUCCCGAAACCAGCAGACCAAAACCCUAAGCCCCCUCUAGAGAAUCGCAAUCCUCCGCAGCAGCCAUGGUUUGCAUCAGGCGAGCGACGGUGGACGAUCUGCUCGCGAUGCAAGCCUGCAACCUCAUGUGCCUUCCCGAGAACUACCAGAUGAAGUACUACCUCUACCACAUCCUCUCUUGGCCCCAGCUCCUCUACGUCGCCGAGGACUACAACGGUCGCAUCGUCGGCUACGUCCUCGCCAAGAUGGAAGAGGAGAGCAACGAGUGCCACGGCCACAUCACUUCCCUCGCCGUUCUCCGCACCCAUCGCAAGCUCGGCCUCGCCACUAAGCUCAUGACCGCCGCUCAAGCCGCCAUGGAACAGGUUUAUGGGGCAGAGUAUGUGUCAUUGCAUGUGAGGAGAAGUAACAGAGCAGCGUUCAAUCUCUACACGGAGACAUUAGGCUACCAGAUUAACGAUGUGGAAGCUAAGUAUUACGCGGAUGGAGAGUAUGCCUAUGACAUGCGAAAGAAUCUCAAGGGUAAGCAAAUUCAUCACCACGCAAGCCACGGCCAUCAUCAUCCCCACCAUGGAGGUGGGUGUUGUUCAGGUGAUGCUAAAGUUGUUGAAACAACUCAAGCUGAAGAUGCUAAAGCAACAAGUUCCAAGUGAGAGUUCUAAAUACUGCUCACUGUUUUUCCAUUCAUAUGAUUUUGUUUUUGAGUGUCUAAAUACAUUUUGGUAACCACUCUUGUGUUGUUUUCUAUUCUCUUCUCAAUCUUUUUUCUAUGUAUUAAUGUUUCAGAAGUACCAACUUUGUUUUCCUUGAGGCUUUACAACUUUAGAUUGAAAUCUUCUAUUUGCAAGAUAA
Molecule: messenger RNA, 876 nt
Organism: Brassica oleracea var. oleracea
Lineage: Eukaryota; Viridiplantae; Streptophyta; Magnoliopsida; Brassicales; Brassicaceae
Product: N-alpha-acetyltransferase daf-31
Exons: 2
Coding region: 90-677 (195 amino acids)
Biological process (GO): N-terminal peptidyl-glutamic acid acetylation
Cellular component (GO): NatA complex
Molecular function (GO): protein N-terminal-serine acetyltransferase activity; protein-N-terminal-glutamate acetyltransferase activity
Source: RefSeq, a predicted model, not a curated record